Molecule: messenger RNA, 717 nt
Organism: Symbiodinium natans
Lineage: Eukaryota; Dinophyceae; Suessiales; Symbiodiniaceae
Source: the annotation of a GenBank genome assembly
AUGCAAGUACACGUGCAGGAGUAUUGCGUUGAAGCGACCGCAUCCGACACCGUGAGCUUCCUUGUUGAACAGCUCAAGCUGAAGAUCGGUACCACUGACCAACUCAUCAUCCAACAGAACGGCAAGCCUUUGCCUUUGGAGGCCACACUCGCAUCCCUUGACAUCUCCGAGGACACCAGGCUUCAAUGUUGCGUUCCCUCUCCCGUCUUCGUCAGGACUCUGACUGGAAAGACCUUGUUCCCCAUCUCCAUCCAAGCCAGCACCACCAUCGAUGAGUUGAAGAUGAGAAUUCAGCGCAUGGAGGGCAUUGCAGCGGACCAGCAACGCCUGAUCUUUGCGGGAAAGCAACUGGAGGAUGGCCGCACAUGCGGCGAGUACGACAUUCAAGGAGAGUCGACGCUCCAGCUGGUUCUUCGCCUUCGCGGGGGCAUGUACGAUGAGAUCUCAGGUCGUGAGGGCUUUUCAGUGCUCUCCGACCAGAUCGUCCUCGAGAACGGAAGGCGCAUCAAGCUUGAAGACGGUAGAUGGAAGAUCGAAGGAAGCGAGCUCUUCUACGCAUCCAAGGAAGAGGUCCUGAGCCGCUUGGAGUCCGAACGCGUCGCGGGACUGCUGGAACGCUUGGAGGGCCUACAAAACAAGAGCGCAAUGUACGAGAAGGAGGCUGCGUUUUGGAUGUCGAAGGCAGCGAUGGAGGUGGACAGUGAGAUGGAGAGCUGA